UUAAAGCUAAAUGCCACCGGUUGAAAGCGGAACGAAAAGCUGCCGCACUUCAGUUUCGGACCUUAACAGCGUGACACCCAGCGGAAGUAAACAACACAAGCCAUUGUCCUUAUUAAUAGCAGGAUAACGGUCUUGUAGUCGGACUGCAGAUAGGUAUUUCAGUUGUAAUUAAAAUGUCUGCAGUUGAGUAUUUGAGACAGUUUGUCAGCCAGCGACUAACUGCUGCCGCUGAAGAAAUAUUCGGAGUUUUUGAGAAAACUGUCAUUGAGUACGAGGAAGAGAUCGACCGUCAGCGAAAACUGUUGGAUAUCCUCUGCAAACCAGAUAUAAAAUUAAGCAGAAUAGAGCUCCAACAGCAACAUGUCUGUCAGGAGGAGGAGGUUCUUGCUGACCAGCAGCUCUGUAUUGAGGAGAGGAACUCCAGUCUGGACCAGGAGGACCCAGAUCCUCCACAGAUCAAAGAAGAACAGCAGGAACUCUACAUCAGUCAGGAGGGAGAGCAGCCUGCACUGAAGCAGGAAACUGAUACCUUACUGUUGACUCCUACUGAUGAGGAAAGUGACCAUAGUGAAGAUCAGACUGUGAGCUUCAGUAUCAAGAGACAUCACAGUAACACAAGUCACAGUAUCAAUGUAAACAACCCAGAGUUGUCAGAGUUUAAACAUAAAACUCACACAGGUAAAAAGUCUGUCAGAUGUGACGUAUGUGGAAAAUAUUUUCAGUAUAAUUACAUAUUGCAGCAACACAUGAGAACCCACACAGGUGAGAAGCCGUACCUUUGCAAGACCUGUGGGAGAAGAUUUGGUCGACUUUCAUCAUUAACCAUUCAUACAAGGAUGCACACAGGGGAGAAACCAUAUUCCUGCAAAACAUGUGGGAAAGAUUUCACAACUAGCACUAGCUUGACAGUCCACAUGAGAGCAGCACACACAGGAGAGAAGCCGUACCUCUGUAACACCUGCGGGAAAAGAUUUAUUCAGCAGUCAACACUGACCGUUCAUACAAGAACGCACACAGGAGAGAAACCAUAUUCUUGCAAAACAUGCCGGAAAUGUUUCAGAACUAGCAGUAGCUUGAAAGGCCACAUGAGAACCCACACAGGUGAGAAGCCGUACAUUUGCAGGAUCUGUGCAAAAAGAUUCAGCGACAGUUCGGCAAUGAUAAGGCAUUUUAGAGUUCACCUACGUAAGUAGCUUUCUGAAGAUCAACACACAGGAGAACCCAUCAAGCUCCUGUGGAGACAUGUUCAAACUAUUACAAAAGCUUCAUCAUUGUAACUGAAUGUUAAAAUGUUUUCUACAAAGAUGAGAUGUCACUUUCUUUGUGUAAAGUUUUCAUUGAGGUGAUUUUGUUAGUUCUAUUUCUGUUUCCAAACAGUGUUUAUUUGAAACAUUUGUAGCAAAUGUGCAUUUAUGUUGUCAUAGUUACUUUUAGUGAAAGGACAUAAAUAUCUAUAUUAAAUAAAAUUAUAGUAAUUUAUGAGGCCUUUUACACUUCUUUGGAUGAAGUCACGUUAUGCCCUUGAGACCUACUGGUAUCACUGUUUGUUUUUACUGUAAGAAA
Molecule: messenger RNA, 1563 nt
Organism: Centropristis striata (black sea bass)
Lineage: Eukaryota; Metazoa; Chordata; Actinopteri; Perciformes; Serranidae
Product: zinc finger protein 239-like
Exons: 2
Coding region: 174-1193 (339 amino acids)
Biological process (GO): regulation of transcription by RNA polymerase II
Molecular function (GO): DNA-binding transcription factor activity; RNA polymerase II cis-regulatory region sequence-specific DNA binding
Source: RefSeq, a predicted model, not a curated record